GAAAAACUCAUUCUACAUUUCAUCCGCCUAGCCAGCCGAUCUAUUUACAGAGUACUCUUAAUGUAAACACCGACGCAUUCGGAGAGUGCAGUGAUUGAUAUGUGUUCACUUUAGAUUUCUCAUGCUAGUUUUGUAGACAAUAGAGCCGCAUCAGGAAACCCAGUUUACCCGUUUACCCUCUGUGUAAGGCUGAAAUUCCGAAAUGAAUUUUGGUUUCAGUAGCGGCGCAGUGGGAAAAUGCAGCGCUGCCCGUACCUCUACGAAAUGAAGGAACGGCUAUUAGAAGACAGCGUACCGACGAAAAUCAUCAUGCCCAAGGAGGUGCCGCCUCCGUGCCCGCCUUUACCGAAGGACCAACAGCCGCUUAUACAGCCCAAACUGCCGGUUGCCACCGUCGUUAAAAUAGAUAAUGCUGGAUACACGCACACACGUACUACGCCUACGCGCAGCGUGGAACAAACUCCUUUAGUGGCCGAAAAACCGGAGAGCAAAUUCUUCCCGAUAUGCCAGAAAUUUUUCCCCAAAAACGCCAAGACAUCCCUGUUCAUAGUGACCAGUUUCGUGUACGCGAAACUCCUGGUGGUCAUCUGCCUGGCGUACGUCGUCUCCGACAUCGUCACCCACAACAUCCCGCCCUACUACUACGAAGGGUUCUUCACGUACCUGUACGGGCUGAGCAUCCUGUUCCUGCUGUACGUGUUCUGCUUCCUGCUGCAGGAGAGCUCGUGCUGCACGGCCGAAGAGAAGCAGCCGAAGCCGCCGGCGAAGAACAAGGCCAAGGAGAAGGAGGCCAAGGCGAAGAAGGACAAGGAGGAUAAGGAGAAGAAGAAGAAGGAGGCGGAGGCGCAGAAGAAGGAGAAGAAGAAGGAGAAAGAUAAGAAGGAUAAGAAGCAGGAGAAGAGCACCUACCGGCGCAACUCUGAAGGGGUGGUUGACGCGGGCCUGGCAGCCGUGCCGGUGCCCGUAGAAGAGAUAACUCAAUCUCAAGGUGCUACUGUUGUAUCGCAGGAACCGACCCCCGCGGCGCCCGUCGCCCCCGUCGCCGCCCCGCCGUCCGCCCAACCGCCUCCCGGCGGCGAGCCGGAGACGGUCGAGGGAGGCGGCUCGGAGGGCAGGGGCCGGUGCAAGCGCAAGACGUCGCAGAGCGAUCGCAGCCACGGCAGCUUCUUCCUGCGGAUCGGAGCCAUCGCUUUCGGAUUGGGGACGAUGAUCUACAUCGGGUUGGAGUUCGGGCUGUUCUUCGAGAUACCGUUCAACUCGCCGUGCUAUAUGAUCUUGAAAGGGGUGAAUCCCGUGCUGCAGAUGAUAUUCACUUUCAUGCAGAUGUAUUUUAUCUUCAUGAAUUCGAGGUUGAAUAUUCAUCGAUUUAAAGUUAUCGCACGUUUCGGGUUGAUGCAUAUUGUAGCUACAAACAUUUGCGUUUGGAUAAGGACCUUCUUCAUCGAGUAUUUGAAGGAUAUCACGAAAUACCACGUGAGGUACUUUAACGGAACGAAUAUAACCACUGAAGCGGUAUUCACCGAAAGCGUGAAAUACCACAAUCUUCGCAACGCUAACGCGAUAUUAGGCACGCACAGAGGUUCUCCGGAGCAGAUGUUCGAUUUGCGCACAGUACCACCAGCCUCUACAACCAUCUCGACUCUCUUCAACCGAUUCAUCACCACGCUGAGACCGACGCCCCGCAACGCCAACCCUUCAUGGCCGUUCGCGCCGCCCACGCCGUCCAAGAAUUACACCGGCAACCUGUGGAGGUUGAUGCCCACCACUUCGACCACCACCACCACCAGGCUCACCCCUCGAACCACCGUGGCCAGGGUGUGGAGGGCCGUCUCGACGGCUAUAACUUCGACUAUCACCCCCAGCACCACCACUUCUACUACCACCACCACCACUACCACUACGACACCGCUACCGACUACUACACCGACUACAACAACCACGAGCACCACGCCGUUCCCGACCACGACUGCGGCUACGACCACAACGACUCUGUCGUUCGGGAGUUUGUUCGAUUCGAAUUUGGUGCGCAGCAUCACCGCUGACAAUAUAAACAGUGCCUCUACUGAAAACAAAGCGGUGGAGCUGUUCCCCGAGCUGGGCAACGCGAUUUCGUCCAAUAACGAUACCGAAUUCCUCAACGACAUCGUUCCGCAGGCGUUCUCCUUCUACGGCUCCUACAACGCCACCGCCAACAGCUCGGAUCGCUGCGGCAGACUGAACAUCAUGGGAACAAUCGUGGAGGAUUCGGGACCUUACCUGUACCCUUUCAUCAUCGAAUUCUCGCUGAUCGGAGCCGCCGUCAUCUACGUCAUGUGGAAGCACAUCGGCAAAAACCCCAAGUAUGUUAACCAAGAGAAUUUAGAACACCGUUUGGAAAUUAUGCUAUCUCGUAGAGCUGUGGCGUUGGCGCAGGCCCAACAACAGGGUAGAGUGGAUUGCGUCGGCGCUUCCAAGGGACUGUUCUUCGGUCUUCUGAUGCUCGUGGGUUCCCUAAUUUGCCUCAUCCUGUUCUUCGUGUUGAUAUCGAACGACACCUUCAAAUUGCUGGCUGUAUACUUAGCGGAGGUGUCGCAUUGCGCCCUGCUAGCCUUGAGUAUCGUCGCCACUUUGAUCGGAUUCAUACGAGUGAAAUCGCUGAAAUUCAAAAAGGAAGAGCAGAGCGACUUGAACGACAUCCUGCUGAGAGUGUCCGCUUUCGGGUUGUUCCUGUACGCCGUCUUCAGCGUCAUCGCCGGUCAUUUGAACGCCUUCUCCGUGGAGGUCAACCUGCUCGCCAUGAUUACCGGAAUCCUCGUCGUCGUCCAAGUAUUGUUGCAAUUGCUGUUCAUCGCCGACGUGUCGCGCCGACGGGUCCACCUGCCGGAGCACGACAGGACCAAGCCGGGCCGGCAGGUGGUGACGUUCCUGCUGAUAUGCAACAUCACCAUUUGGAUAAUCUACACGUUCGAAUCGAGGAAGGUGGAGAACAACCCGGUGCAGUUGAGAUACUACGGCUACUUGACCUGGUCGAUGGUGCAGAGAUUGACGUUGCCGUUGUGCAUCUUCCACAGGUUCCACUCGGCGGUGGCGCUGGCAGAGAUAUGGAAGACGAGCUACAAGCCGCGAUUGGAGUAGACGGGCGGGCAGAUGGGAGAGGAAAGAGAACGAAGAGAUUGGUAAAUGUGAAGCGAGCGCGUGCCGGGUUGGUUUGCUCAACUCUUUCUUUCCCACGGCAAAAUUCGAGACUGUUCAAUUAAUCAAUAGCGUCACCUGUUUGUGGGUGCCGAAUUCCGUCUCACUGACGGGCGCGUGAUCGCUUCGUAUACCUUUUUAUUACUGUUUUAUACUAACAAUUUUUUCGGACGUUCGACGUUCUUUCACUGCGAGACCAAUUUUACUAACUUGUCGUACGCCAUCGAUUCAUCGCUCCCUGGUACCCUUUAAACAGAUUUAUUUCCACCAUUCCGCGGGAUUAAACACUCUUGAGUAUUAUGUACUCGACGAAUUACUCGUCUGUUAAUUAACAAUUCGUUGUCUUUGCUCAAUUUCAUUAUUUUUAGAUGUAAUUAACUUAUUGUAUGUAUAGCGUUAUUUUUUUACUUUUCACUGUCGUGACGUGACUAAAAAUUAUUUAUUAACGUACACUUAAGACUUUUCCAAUUUCAAAUUAGACUUCAGUUGGUUUGAUUUUCAAUCUGAAUCUGUUCCAAUGAGGUAUUUAUUUGUGGUGCAACAACAUACUUUUUAUUCAUGUAUACGUGGUGUUUAAAAAAACUCAAGGUUUGAAACUAAAUUGAGUUUAUAAAUCGAGCACAUUUCCACAAUUCACCCUGCAUUAAAUUUCUAAGCUAUGAUUAAAUAAAAAAAAUCGAAAGGUGCUUAAAUUAAAUAUUUUAUAAAAAAAAAACGAACAGUAAUUUUUCCUUAAACGAACAGAUCAGUAGGUUUUCAUUCGCCC
Phyllotreta striolata is the source of this 3937-nucleotide messenger RNA. The record is from the annotation of a GenBank genome assembly. NCBI's taxonomy places the organism in Eukaryota, Metazoa, Arthropoda, Insecta, Coleoptera, Chrysomelidae.